AUGGAAUUUGAGGAGUGCGGAGAGGGGUAUGCUGACAAGCUUGAUCUGAAGUCGGCGUUCCUCGGAAAGCUACCUGGGGACAGGCCACUGCUAGAGGAGCUGGGGAUAGACUUCAGCACAAUAAAGAAGGAAAGCCGCCUGAUUUUCGGGGUUUUCCAGAAGAAAUACGUCGACUUCUCGUUUGUUAAGAAUGCAGAUCUUUCUGGGCCGAUUGUGUUUAUUGGGCUGUACACUCUUGGGCUUAUCCUGAACUACAAGAUCCACUUUGGAUACAUAUACUUUAUUUCUUUGUUGACAGCCCUAUCCAUGUACUUCUUAUUGAAUGUCCUUGACACAAAACACAUAGGGUUCCUUGAGUGCUGCAGCGUCCUUGGAUACUCGUUUCUUCCUGUAGUCUUUUUUUCGUUUACAAACAUUCUCAUGGGAAGGAUCGGAGUUGGAUUCAAGGUGUUCUAUGGGCUUGGGUUUGCACUGUGGUCGAGCUACACAGCGUCUGUGGUGUUCUGCAGGUAUCUCUCGCUCAGCAACAAGCACCUGGUUGUUGGAUAUCCGCUGUUGCUCGGAUACACAGGCUUUGUAAUGGUUGUUCUUUUUUGA
Messenger RNA from Encephalitozoon hellem ATCC 50504, 597 nucleotides. RefSeq names its product Rab GTPase-interacting Golgi membrane protein. Bases 1 to 597 code for a protein of 198 amino acids. The record is from RefSeq and is a predicted model, not a curated record. The transcript has a single exon. Gene Ontology annotation, cellular component: trans-Golgi network. NCBI's taxonomy places the organism in Eukaryota, Fungi, Microsporidia, Unikaryonidae. Gene Ontology annotation, biological process: endoplasmic reticulum to Golgi vesicle-mediated transport; vesicle fusion with Golgi apparatus.